AUGCCUCUCUUUAUCCAAAAGAACCUCUUAUUGUGUGUGUUGGUGUUGCUAUCACUAGACAAUGUUCUUGGAGAGCAUGUGAUCAUUACCAACAAAUUGCUAGGACAUAGUGAUUUAGUUGUUCAUUGCAAGUCUAGAGAUGAUGAUCUUGGAGUUCAUGUUCUUCGUUAUGGUGAAAGUACUGAUUGGAAGUUUGGACUUAAAAUUUUUGGAGGAACAUUAUUCUAUUGUUCCUUUCAGUGGAACGGUGGCAACCUACAUUGGAUUGAUAUAUACAAACAGCGAAGAGAUAUUCAUACAUGUAGAACUUGCAAUUGGUUUAUAGUGGAAACCGCGGCAUGUAGAUAUGAGCGUAAUGGUCCUGUUUGCUAUGAUUUUAAUAACUAA
This is a messenger RNA of Cicer arietinum (chickpea), 387 nucleotides long. Its product is annotated as S-protein homolog 29-like. The record is from RefSeq and is a predicted model, not a curated record. NCBI's taxonomy places the organism in Eukaryota, Viridiplantae, Streptophyta, Magnoliopsida, Fabales, Fabaceae.